AUGACGGGACGCAGCGAUCACUGGUCGGAUCUCGGGCCCAGAUGGCACGCGUACCACGCCCGCAACACCUCAAAUCAAGGUGCCGCACACGCUGGUGUUUUCAGCCAAACCCAAGCGAGCUCGUUCAAAGCGCCGAUGCGCAUCAUCGACGUGGUCCAUGCGCCGUCGCAACCGCUGCUCGGAGUAACCUUACGCAGACUACCCCCUGCGCUUCCCGCAGACAUUUGGGCAGUCAUCAUCUCACAUCUAGACUACAAGGAUCUCCGCCAGAUUCGUCUCUGUUCGAGAUGGAUGGCGCAGGAGGGGGCACGCCAUCUGUUCAGAUGCCUGAACAUCCAUUUCGACGAGGCGGAUUUGAUUCGGAUGCUCUGCGUAGCGAAUACUCAGACGCUAGCAAAGAUGACCCCGUCAAACUUCCAGAGAGCCUACGUCGCCAUGGACGAGGGGCUUCUUAAUCUCGUCAACUUAGAAGCCAUCGAGCUUGAUGUCAAGUGCGACGACCAUGGAGCCCGAUGGCGUGGAUGCAUGAUUGACACAUCAUGGGACGAGAAUACCGACACUUCGUGGGACAACGUGCUCCCUAGACGCACGAAGAAACUGUAUCACGGAGCCGCCGAAACCGCCUUCAUCUUGCGGGCGCUGGGGUGGCGCAACUCUUUUACAAACACCCUAUCUUCCUUGACCAUAUCCCUACCGGGCGAAGCAGCGCGGCACUCGUGGCGGCCACCCCAUCUCAACGAGCUUUGGGACCAAGCAUGCGGCGGCGGCGGCGGCGGCGGCCAGCACGGUGUUGGCAGCAGCACGACGCCGCCGCCCAACAGCCUCUUACCGCUGCAAAAGGACCUAAUGACCGACGCCUUCCACCACCUCAAGAGCCUCGAGAUCAACAUCGGCUUCUGCGGCCUGAUGUCGCCGCCCAACGCCCAAAGCACCGACGUGCUAUCCAGCUUCCUGCGCGCCGCCGCCGCACGCCGCCUGGAGCGCAUCAGCAUCACCCUUAGAUGGGACGAAGACUUCGACCACCUUCAGUACCACAUAUACAAGUGCGAAUCCUGGGCCGCGCCCCGCAGCGCCUUCACCACCACCUCCUCCCCCCGCGCCACCACCACCACCGCCGCCCACGACGACGUCCUCGCCAGCCUCCUCACCACCACUACCUCCUGGCCCGCCCUGAAAGACAUCAUGCUCGUCGGCAUCAAAACCACCUCCGCCACGCUCCUCUCGCUCCUCGCCACCCUCGCACCCCAGCUAGAAUCGCUGCACCUCGAAUUCUGCAUGCUCGUCGGCAGCGACAACAGCGACAGCGACGUCGUCGUCGACACAUGGCCGCGCGUCUACGAGCGCAUGCGCGCGCUACAUUUCCCCCGCCUCAAAGACGUGCUCUUCCACGAAUGCGUCGACUUCGACCCCCAGCGGCGGCGACUAGGACCGCAGCUCGACCCGGCGCUGGAAGACGAGCUGCUGCCGCCGACGUAUCCGGCUUUUCCGCCUGCCGUGCUGCAGUACUCGAUUCUCGGUGGCGUGAGGGCGGGGGAUAGGCCGUACGAUGACGACGAUAGAAGGCCUGUGGCCGGGUCGUUUGUCAAGGUUUGGCCGGAGAGCUUGUAUGAUUAUAUUUUGCGGAGGACGGAUCGCAUGCCUCCGUGCUAUGUGAGGUGGGUGAGGAGAGCGCCGACGGUUGAGGAGUAUCGGCAGCGUGUGUUUUCUAAUGAUGAGGGUUAG
Messenger RNA from Lasiodiplodia theobromae, 1722 nucleotides. RefSeq lists its product as uncharacterized. The transcript is spliced from 3 exons. NCBI's taxonomy places the organism in Eukaryota, Fungi, Ascomycota, Dothideomycetes, Botryosphaeriales, Botryosphaeriaceae. The record is from RefSeq and is a predicted model, not a curated record. Gene Ontology annotation, molecular function: protein binding. Bases 1 to 1722 code for a protein of 573 amino acids.